CCAUGGCCGUGGCUGUCCCGGGCAUCUCUAUGGCAGCGGGCGCUGCCCGGCCCCGGCGGCGGGAGGAGGAUGUCCCUGGCUGCCUAUUGCUUCCUGGGGGCCGUGGGGAAGGGCAGCUACGGGGAGGUGAGCCUGGCGCGGCACCGCCAGGACCGCAAGCAGUACGUCAUCAAGAAGUUAAACCUCCGGAACGCUUCCAGCCGUGAGAGGAGGGCGGCAGAGCAGGAGGCACAGCUGCUGUCCCAGCUGAGACACCCCAACAUCGUCACCUACAGGGAGUCCUGGCAGGGGCAGGAUGGCCACCUGUACAUUGUCAUGGGCUUCUGUGAGGGAGGAGACCUCUACCACAAACUUAAGGAGCAGAAGGGCAAACUCCUGCCCGAGAGUCAGGUGGUGGAGUGGUUUGUCCAGAUUGCCAUGGCACUGCAGUAUUUACAUGAAAAGCACAUUCUGCACAGAGAUCUUAAAACUCAAAAUAUUUUCCUGACACGAACCAACAUAAUCAAAGUGGGUGACCUGGGAAUAGCCAGAGUGUUGGAAAACCAGUAUGACAUGGCCAGCACUCUGAUAGGCACCCCCUACUACAUGAGCCCUGAGCUCUUUUCCAACAAACCCUACAACCACAAGUCUGAUGUUUGGGCACUGGGCUGCUGUGUUUAUGAGAUGGCUACACUGAAACACGCCUUCAAUGCUAAAGACAUGAACUCCUUGGUUUAUCGAAUUAUUGAAGGAAAGCUGCCACCCAUGCCCAAGGAUUACAGCCCACAGCUGGUGGCAAUAAUCCAAACCAUGCUGAGUAAAAAACCCGAGGAACGACCCAGCGUGAAGAGCGUCCUGCGCCAGCCCUAUAUCAAGCAACAGAUUGCUCUGUUUCUGGAGGCCACAAAGGCGAAAGCAGCUAGAAAUCAGAAGAAAACAGUGAAUUCUAAACCUAAAGAUCCUUGUUCUGUCAUCUCAGCAAAGAACGAGUCUCACAGCAGGACUGUUACACACCAAAACCGGUCCUCUGAGCAAGCCAGGACAUACAAAGUUAACGAGGAAGACUGCAACGUCAAGCAUAAAGCCACCAAAGUUUGUCCCUCAGAGAAACCAGUUGUUGAGGUGGAAAGAAAACCGAGCAAUAAUGAUCUGAACAACCUGGGAGAUUCCAUAGCUACAAUUAGUGGAGUGAACAUUGAUAUCUUCCCACGUGAAAGGAUCAAGUGUGGAAGUGAGAAGUGUGGCAGUGAGUGUGUCCCAGAGGAUAAUAAAGCAAAGUAUUCAAAUGUUCCAGGCAAUUCUAAAAUAACAUCUCACAGCCCACCAGUUAAGGAAGAUGGACCACAGCAAAGAGCAAAACCAGCUUCUAAAGCUGAAAAAGUUGAGUCUCAGCUGUCCUCUGUUAAUGCUGUAGAAGAUAAUGAUGACACUUUGAAACUCCUGCAGCCUUUAUCAAAAGACCAAAAGCAGACUGACCUGAGCUUGGAUUCCACUGAAGAGCUGCUAGGACCCUUUGUUCCUGUUGUUAUUCAAGAUGAUGUCAGUCAUGGAGCUUCGGGAGAUGCUCAGGGAAAAACCUUCCGUUUGGAGCCUCACAGCUCUGCCAGUGAACCUUCUCUCUCACAGCAGCAGCAGCAGAAGAGAAGAGAGCUGGCUGAAGGCUGCUCAGACAAGUUCAGAACAGUUUCUCCUCGACCUCUGCCAGUUCCUUCUGAUGUGAGCACCAGGACAGCCCAGAGGUGUGCAGAGCAGCCCAGUGCUGGAGCCUCCGAGCCUGGAAAUGGUGCCAAAGCUGCCAUUCCAACGGAGCGGCCCCUGUCAGCAAGAGAGCGAAGGAGGCUGAAACAGUCUCGGGAGAUGCUUCCCUCUGUGCCUCCGGUGAGACAGUCGUCAAAUGGUGCAGUAGUUGAAGCAAAAUCACACGUGGAAAAUUGUGUUAAAGUUGCUCAGUCCUCAUCAGAUCCCAGUAUUUCUCAGAAAAAGAGAGAAACCCAUUGCCUGUCUGAUGAUGAGUUGAGCUCUUCCACAAGCUCCACAGAGAAGUCUGAUGGUGAUUCCAAGGACAGGAAAAGCAAUGGGAAUGAAAUGAAUGACUUGGUGCAGCUGAUGACUUGGACACUGAAAAUGGACUCUAAGGAGAACUCUGAGUAUUGUGUAGCCUCAACUCCAGCCCCAGAGUUCAAACUCCAUAAAAAAUAUCGGGACACUUUGAUUUUGCAUGGAAAAUUGCCUGAUGAAUCAGAGGAGUUAAACGUUGAAGAGAUUCCUUCAGAUAUGUUAUCAGUUCCUGACAAGAUUAGGAGAAUGGUUGAAAUCCUGAGAUCUGAUGUGGUGCAAGGAUUGGGAGUGAAACUUCUUGAGGAGGUGUACAGAAUCAUGGAAGAUGACGAUGAAGUGAAAAGAGAGCGGCAGCUGCGGGAGCGCCUGGGGGACAAGUACGGGAGUUACAGCGCCAAGGCUCGCCAUCUGAAAUUCCUUGAGGAAAACGUGAAGCUCUGACCACAAUCUUUUCCUUAGAGAAAAGGACUCUUUUAUAGCCCCUAUGACAGACUGGACCAGCUUACAAAGCACGUUUACCUGUCGAUCUCCUUUGCUGGAACAAGGAGGUGAACUUGCAGAAGACGUUAGAGUUUGUAGUAAUAUUUUUCAUGUUAAACUGUGAACCAGGCUAUCACUUUCUCAGAAAAGAAACCGUUAGUUUAGUUUUUAUUCUCUUAAUGAAACUUUAAAAUGUUGCUUUUCAUAGAUGCACAUAGGGAUGGGUACCAAGUUUUGUAUACUAAAGAGUGUCAAAAAAAUUAUGUUUUGGUUUGAAUUUCUCAUAGCAAAAGGUUUUUGGGAUGGUCACGUAAAUAGAGUAACAAAAUCUCUGCCAAGGUGCUGGUGUGAUAGUGCAUCAGAGAGUUGUGAAAACUUAGCAAGAGAAAGAAUUAUUAAUUUUUGUAGAACCAAAAUGCUGGAAAUUGCCAAGCCCAAGUGCUGAAGGGGGUGGCUGUACUGCUUUUAAGGAGAGACUUUGCUUUUGUGUUUUGUUGCUGAGGUAGUUGCCAAGGUGGGGGAAAGCAUUUGGUAACUGGAUAAAGUCAGUCUGGAAAUGUUUGAAAGGAAUGCAGCCAUAGUUACCAUGGUCCCAGCUGGAGAAAUCCCUUUGCCUUACAAAUAUUAAUUCCUUUCAGGAAUGAAAGUGCCCAAGACCAGAAUCACUUACAGAAAUAGAUGUCUUAGCUUUUCCCCCCCUCUUUGCAUCCCAACUGUCUCACUACACCCCCCCAGGCAUUGUUGUACCAUCCCUACAGAAAAAGCACAUGUUCUUUUUUUAAGGAUAAAGAAGUCAAAUAAACUGAAUUUGUAAAAUAAAAUUCUAAAUGAACAACCUGUCUCUCUUCCUGCCUGUAGCUGAAAUAUUGGGACCUCCAGCACCUGUGAGGGAGGUUACAGACAUGAGUCAAUAGUAAAAAAAA
Myiozetetes cayanensis is the source of this 3440-nucleotide messenger RNA. It is a transcript of the gene NEK4, whose product is annotated as NIMA related kinase 4. Gene Ontology annotation, biological process: protein phosphorylation. Bases 70 to 2478 code for a protein of 802 amino acids. NCBI's taxonomy places the organism in Eukaryota, Metazoa, Chordata, Aves, Passeriformes, Tyrannidae. Gene Ontology annotation, molecular function: ATP binding; protein kinase activity. The transcript is spliced from 16 exons. The record is from RefSeq and is a predicted model, not a curated record.